GAACUUUCUAUUAUUGCAUCACCAUCGAUUGGAAGCUCUGUCAGCAUGGCUACGUCCUUCAACGUAAUCGUCAUCUCUCCCUCUAGAAGGUGGAAUGUGUGCGUUUCUUUUCUCCAUCUUUCCACCAUUGCCGUAAGAAGGUUGUUGUCCAUCUCCAUCCCCACAAACUUUCGCACCCUCAGCAAUCGCGCUCUUUCAAUGAAGGGCUCGAUACGAUCAUCCCAUUUAGGCAAGCGAGAUAGCGACCGAUGGGUGAUUACGUCAAGUUGUUCCUGUAGAAAAAAAAACAUUAAUUAUUAUACAAAAAUAUUAGAAGAAUACUAUCACAUUAAAAAAAAGUACAUGAGGAAGUGCCUACCGGAUCUGCCGCCCAAACACUUUCAGACCGAUGGUAAGGUUGCUCAUCCAACAAAUCGGUUUCUCGCGGUCCACCUUGAAUGUAUAAUCUAGGAUCGUAAAUACUCGGAUCCAUCUCGACAAUUUUGAGUGAUAGAAGUACCAAACUAAAGAAAAAAAAUCUGAUGCGGAAGAUCGGGCUUAGCCGCAACCACAGAGCAUAUUUUUUUCUUCAAGAGUGGUGGGAGGAAGAGAGGAAGAAGAAUGGAGUGGUGUGAGUUUUGGUGGAAUAUGAGGGGGGGUAUUUAUAGGUUCUGUGGGAGAGUGGAUCGAGUUUACAAAACUUGAACUAGUGCAUCGAUUUUUGUGCACUCGAUCCGCGUCAAAAGCAGAUCGUGGUUAGGCGCAUCGAACGAACCAGAUCGAGCUUAGGGUAAUCGAUCAACGGUUGAUCGAGGCUGACAUCAGCGAUCCACUGCAUCGAGUUUUAGGCACUCGAUCCGCGUCAUCGCGUUUGACGCACUCGAUCCGCGUCAUCCCUUCUUCGCGGGUUUGACAGUCGAACGGCCUAGAUCGAGUUUAGACCACUCGAUCAACGGUGGGGCGCGCCUGACGUCAUCGAUCCGCGUCAACUGGAUCGAUUAUACCUGACUCGAUCCACCUACCUCGAGUUUACCGCACUCGAUCCGGGUCAUCACUGCUUCGAUGGUUGAGCAAUCGAACGACCCUGAUCGCGUCCUAGUAAAUCGAUCUAUGGUGGAGCGCUACCCAUCUCAUCGAUCCACUUCAUGUGGUUCGAGUGUUCCAUCCUCGAUUCACCUGGAUCGUGUUUUUGGCAAUCGAUCCACUACUAGUUCGAGUUUUGUGAACUCGAACUAUGUCAAACUUUGGUAGUUUGGGAAUUUUUUUUAAAAGUUCGGUAUUCUGGGAAUUUUUUUUAAUUAUUACUGUAUUUUGGGAAUUAAUCCAAACUCAACCUUGUCUAUGAAACUAUGCGAGCUGGUCUCCUUAGCCGUAAUAUUGCUACGGUUGAGGCAGCUCUUCCUGAACUUACUCGUGAAGAACGUCAGAUUCAGACUCAGGCUACUGUGGAUACACAUUUUCAUGAUGCCAACGCGGCCUUUGCUGCCACAGCUGCCCGUCGCUAUACUCCUCCUUCAGCUGCGGGUGGGUCCUCUUCUUCUGGUGGUGCUCGUCCAGCGCUUGCUUCCCGUCCUCAGUUUGUCUCUCCUCCUUCUGGUGAUAUUCGCUGCCACUAUUGCCAGGAACCCGGUCAUAUCCAACCUCAUUGUCGCACUCGCAAUCUCUACACGUACUGCAAGCGCACCGGCCACAUUAUACUUGACUGUCCUCGGCUGAAGAACCUUCAUCCACGAACAAAUGGUGCCACAGGCUAUCAUGGCUCUUCUGGUCCUUCGUUCGCUGUUCAGCCCACUCAUGUUGCUGCUGCUUCUGUUGUGCCGACCCGCCUAUCUCCUGAAUCUUUGGAUACUUUGCUUCAGCAGGCUCUUUAGCGUGUUCUUCCCACUGCUCUUAACGUAGCUUUUAACGCUACGUCUUGUUCGGGUACUUCUUCUUGGCUUCUCGACACUACCGCCUUUAACCACUUGUUCGGGCGAAUAUGUCGAUUCAUGAGAUUGGUGAUGUUCGUAGUUCUCAGAUUCACUUAUCCAACACUCUCUAUGUUCCCAACUUGGUUCCCAAUUUGGUUAGUGUUGGGCAAUUGCCGGAUCAGGGGUGCCGAGUUGUCUUUGAUGAUCGUGGUUGUCUUGUGCAGGACCAGAAAACGGGGACGAUAAUGGGCCGCGGGAGUAAGCAGGGUCAAGUGUACCGGUUAGAUCAUUUUUCUUCUCCUUAUCCUGGGCUUGGUGGGAUGUUGUUGCCGCGACAGGAUCUAGUGAAUGGAGCGUCUUCCACCGACAAGAAACUUGCUCCUUUUUG
Messenger RNA from Linum trigynum, 2277 nucleotides. The record is from the annotation of a GenBank genome assembly. Lineage: Eukaryota; Viridiplantae; Streptophyta; Magnoliopsida; Malpighiales; Linaceae.